UCAACAUCUGGAUGACCUACGAAAACAAGUUGACGGAUUGAAGCAGCAGAUAUCGACGUUGCUCGGAGGCAAGACAGGCACAAACAAGAAGAGCAAGGAAGAUGACAUUGUGUCUAAGGAGCGUAUCUGCUGGUACCAUCGACGAUUCGGAAUCGAGGCAACGCGCUGCACAUCACGUUGCAAUCACCCAAAUGGCGACAGCGGCCGGCGUUAGGCGCCGCCUGUCGCGAGUUCGAGCACCAGCGCCUACUCUUACGAGAAACGCUAUGAAGGCGUCGCUCGAGAGCCUGAAGGUGGUUGGCUGACGCUGUGGAAGGACCCGGAGACAACGAGCAGCGCUCUCAAGCUGAAUGUGCGCUGCCUGUUCCUGGGGGGCCUCUGGUCCAAGUCCAGGGGUCCACUCUACCUGGCUUACAGCGCAUUCAUCCAGCUGUGCAGCUUCGCCUACAUCGCCAUGUGCAUGGUCAGCAUAUUCUCCGCGGAGGGCGACAUCAACGACGUUACGCUCACCUUGCUGCACACCUUCGAGGUGGUCUGUGGCGUUCUCAAAGCGGCCAUCUUCUACCUGAAACGGCACGAAUAUUACGAGAUCGUUCGCAACUUGGACGAACUCAUGUCCGCCCAACGUCAGUACUUAACUGAAAGAAAAGACGAAGAUCUGUUGAUGAUGCUGGAAGCAGCACACAAGAAAGCCAAUUUCUUGACGCUCGUGCUUACAGGGUACAUUUAUGGGCUAGUUUUCGUGUGGUUGCCAUUCCCUUUGAUACUCUGCCCUUCCGAAAGGUUACUGCCCUUGAUACCGCUACCAGGAAAAUAUUACAAGGAGCCUCUCUUGCUCUACAUCACCGUGUACGCCAUUCAGAGUUUCGUUCCGCUUUCACUGAUUAUGGUCGUGGACGGUCUCGACUGCUUCUUUGUGUCUUCGAUGGUACACACCGAAGCUCUCCUCAAAGUUGUGUCGGAGCGCAUCGCAUCUCUUGGGCACCUUCCCUAUACAGACUUCAGGAUGCAGCGAUUUUCUGGUCUGGAGCAGGAAACACGCAAAAUGGAUAUUGUAAACAACUCAGAUUGGACAGGAGAGUUGCGUUUGUGCAUUGUGUGCUAUCAAAAAAUCAUAGAGCUGUAUCAUUUCUUCGGCCGCGAGUGAUUAACCCAGCGAUCUCAGGUGCUGCAGUCAUGGACUGUG
Schistocerca gregaria is the source of this 1186-nucleotide messenger RNA. RefSeq lists its product as uncharacterized. Gene Ontology annotation, biological process: detection of chemical stimulus involved in sensory perception of smell; sensory perception of smell. Lineage: Eukaryota; Metazoa; Arthropoda; Insecta; Orthoptera; Acrididae. The transcript has 3 exons. Gene Ontology annotation, molecular function: olfactory receptor activity; odorant binding. The record is from RefSeq and is a predicted model, not a curated record. Bases 455 to 1147 code for a protein of 230 amino acids. Gene Ontology annotation, cellular component: plasma membrane.